AUGAGUUCUCAAUCACUUACGCCGUUUCUCCUGACCAAAUGCGCCGCCUGUGCGGCUCCCCUUCAGACUGGCAUCAAGCGGUGCUCGCGAUGCAAGACGCGCUAUUGCUCCGCGGCGUGCCAGCGCGAGCAUUGGCGCCGCGGAGGCCACAAGGCGACCUGCGCGAAGAUUGCCUCUCGCGGUGGCGCAGAAUCAUAUCACGCGACUGAGGAGGCUAAGGAGGCCUUGGAUGUUGCGGUGCAAGCGUGUAGAUAUGACCCCAAGAGAGAGUACUUGGACCCCAUAGAGGGCGCGACGUGCCGCAUCUGCGGGAAGGAAAAAGCCGAGGAAUCCGACGAGGGUCUCGUGCGCGGGUGCUCGUGU
Messenger RNA from Pelagomonas calceolata, 363 nucleotides. NCBI's taxonomy places the organism in Eukaryota, Pelagophyceae, Pelagomonadales, Pelagomonadaceae. The record is from the annotation of a GenBank genome assembly.